GACAAACAACGCCAUUCGCGCAGUAAUUUUGAUAUCCAGUGAUCUAUUGGAGAUAACAUUUAUAUUUUAUACUUCAUUUCCAUACUUCCUUAUGUAUGUAAUCUACAGUACGUAAUCCAUAAUGUAUGUAAUCUGUUACUUUCUUCAAGUCUAUUCUUGUUUACGAAUUUAAUCGGAAGAAUAUCCUCGAUUAAUCUAAAACAAUUGGUGAAAUAAUAAGGAUUCAAUUAUUAUUUCAUUUUUAAACAGACUUAAUCAUGCAAAAAACACCUGUUUCAAUUCUACAAGAAUUGAUGGUUAAGAAAAAAUGUGUUCCAAAUUAUGAAUUAAUUCAUGACGGUGGUGGAACACAUGAAAAUACCUUUACCUAUCAAGUGACUUGUUCAGGUUUAACCUCAUCUGGGGCAAUAUUGUCAGCAACUGGAACCGGUCGUUGUAAAAAAGAUGCUAAACAUUUAGCAGCAAAAAAUAUGCUUGCUGAAAUUGCUAAAAAAAAUGCGUUUUUACCAUUGCCGGCAUCACCAGCUGAAUCUCCUGUAAGAACACCAAUACCUAAGCCUCAACCAGAGCCUCUUAUUCAUCCUCCUAACGAGCCUUUUAUCAAUGCAAUUGGUGAAUUGAAGGACUUAUGUGCUGAACAUGAAUUACCUGAACCGGAAUACAUAACUGUAAGUGAUAUUGGUCCACCUCAUGCACGAAUUUUUACAAUUCAUUGUAUUUUGUCGAGCUUUACAGAAGAAGGUAUAGGUACUACAAAGAAACAUGCAAAACAUUUAGCGGCACGAAAAAUGUAUGAGCGACUUAAAGAGAUAAUUACUGAGUCAAAAAGUACAUUUUCUAUAGUUAGUGAAGUCGAAGACAAAUAUAAUUCAUUAAAAAUUUCUGCUCCUCCAGAAGAUAUAGAUCAGGUUAAUAAGUCUAUCGACAUGAACAGUGUACUUGGAAAAUUAACAUCUUAUCCUAGAAAAGAUUUAGGAGUAAAAGUAUCUGAUUAUUGGAGGAACAUAAGUGAUAGUUAUUCUGUUGAAUUACGUGAAGAAGUGGCCCAGAAUUUAAUGCAAUUUAAAGCAGAUUUAACUUCAUGGGAGAUAGAUGAUGUUGAUCAGCUGGAAGAAAAUGCAUUACAAAGAUUUAGAGAAAUUUUAGAAAUGUUAAACUUAUCUAUUAAGAAAUUAGUAUUUAAUGUAGAUGGUAAAACAAUGAUUGCUUUGUAUGUGAAUACAGUUCCUGAAAUCGUAGAAGUUGCAGUAGAUGAAAAUAAGACUGAGCUAAUAAGACGUGCAUUUUCUCAAUUAGCUUGUAAUUUAAGGUUCCUUCUUUUAUAGAAAUUUAAUCAAAUAAAAUAAUAUUUAAAUCACAUUAAGUGAUGAGGCGUCUCAAGUGAUAAUUCAUAGAAGUGAAAAAGUGCAUAAUAAUGAAAGGCAAAUGAAUAAAUAAAAGUAGAAAAAUUUGCAAAACAAUAUUUUUGCUACAAUUUUUAGUUGAAUUAUGUAUUUUGGGUUUUAAUUUUAGAUUUAAAAUUAAUAGAAUUAAAUUAAUUAUUUUUUUUUUUUAUUUGUUUUGGAAUAUUUGGAUUUCCUAAUUUUACAUGAUAUAAAUCAUUACAGCAUAGACAUAAUUGCUGUAAAUGCCCAAUUAAAAACUCAAACAUUAUGAGCUUGUUAAUUUUUUUAAAAUUUCAAUUUAUUUAGAUUGAUAAUCAGUGUACAGUUUGUUUUUUCAAUUUUUAGAAAUGUACUUUAUCACUUGAGUUGCCUUUCGCCAGUUCCAUUGUACACGAUAAUAUGUUAAUGAGUGCAAAAAUGAAUAAUAAUUAAAAAAUUUGAUGAAGUUAUGGAAAUUGCAUAACUAUAUUAUUAUAUUCAGUAGAGAACAUAAAAUUUAAAAGCUAUUUACUGCAUUAUUUCUGAAAAACUAUUGAUUCAAAAUUGCUUGAAUAUGAAGGUAAAUCUAUACUUUUAUGAUAUAGAUCAAUAGUAAUUUUCAAGAAAUAAAGCAAUAGAAUGUUUUGAAAUUAUGUGAAGAGUCAAUUACAGACGUUAAUUUCCAUAAUUACACAAAGUUUUUUGAUUAUUAUUAAUUAUUAAUUAUUUAUCUUUCAUUAACGUAUUAAUGUUUACAAAAUAACUAUUAAAAAAAAGAAUUUAUUUUUUCUAAAUUUUUUAGUUAUAGAUUAUUGUAAGAUGAAUAUAUUUUGGUAUCUGGAAGCUACAUAAGAAAGUUAUUCUUUUAUUUCAUAUUACAUGUGUUGAAAAUAAAGAAGCAAUAAUUUUUUUUGUUGAUAUGAAAAAUUUUUCGAUUUAAAGGUCUGCGACCAAAUGAUUUUCGAUUAAAAUUUAGAUAUACCAUUUAUCUGUCAUUACAAACUGAAUAAAUUAUAAAAUUUAUGGUAUCAAAAUCAUUGAAAAUAAGUAUAGCUCAAAGUUAUCAACUUAAAAUGUGAUCAAGAGCAAACACAUUUAUAAAGUAAACUACUAAAUGUGUAUUUCAGAUAUGCUCAAUAAAGACCUGUGAUUUUAUACCACUUAAAAGGUAUUACAGCCUUCAAA
Molecule: messenger RNA, 2549 nt
Organism: Chelonus insularis
Lineage: Eukaryota; Metazoa; Arthropoda; Insecta; Hymenoptera; Braconidae
Product: interferon-inducible double-stranded RNA-dependent protein kinase activator A-like
Exons: 4
Coding region: 258-1325 (355 amino acids)
Biological process (GO): siRNA processing; regulation of regulatory ncRNA processing
Cellular component (GO): nucleus; cytoplasm; RISC complex
Molecular function (GO): double-stranded RNA binding; siRNA binding
Source: RefSeq, a predicted model, not a curated record